Messenger RNA from Nelumbo nucifera (sacred lotus), 3579 nucleotides. RefSeq names its product Leucine-rich repeat protein kinase family protein. The record is from RefSeq and is a predicted model, not a curated record. Gene Ontology annotation, biological process: protein phosphorylation. Gene Ontology annotation, molecular function: ATP binding; protein kinase activity; protein binding. Lineage: Eukaryota; Viridiplantae; Streptophyta; Magnoliopsida; Proteales; Nelumbonaceae.
UGCUUUCCUCUCCGUUGAAUGGUGUCUUUCCAAACUUUGCUUCACACUAUGAAAAAGGUUGCAUGCUGCUGCUUGUGGGAAUAAAAACAGGUGAAAGAGUUCAACUGGAGAAUGGACAUUAUCUUUUUAAAAUCCAGAAAAAGGGAGAUUUGAAAUUGAUCCUUAAACAAUUAUAAUGACAAAAAAGCAGAUUCCAAGAUGAAAAGUUAUACGUGAAUGAAAAUUACAUACACACACCCACACACCUCAUCCAUCUAUAAAAGUAAAAGUUGGGUGGAGAGAAGAUGGAUGAGCUCUUGAACUUUAACAAGAAGUUCUAGAUUUUCAUCUAAAAUGGGAUGACAGACAGAACGAAGCAUCAAAGGGUGUGGCUAGCCUUUCUAGUCUUCAAUGGAUCUAUUUUCCUACUUUCUUGUUAUAUUUCUUCAAUUAACUCUUGUUUCCUGCCAACUUAAAGAGUUUGUCAGUAUAGACUGUGGAGGGAUUAGUAAUUACACAGAUCCAAGUACUGGACUAGCAUGGAUUUCUGAUACUGGAUUCACUACACAUGGUAAGGUGGUAAAAGUUGACACUCCAAAGGAUAACAUGCUACAGUAUCAGAGACGCAGAGACUUCCCAGCAGACAGGAAGAAGUACUGCUAUACUCUACAGACCACUGCAAGAAGACGGUAUCUUGUCCGAGCAACAUUUCAGUAUGGCGAUUCUAACAGUGAAGACUCAUACCCCAAAUUUCAGCUCUACUUGGAUUCUACCAUGUGGUCAACCAUAACAGUUUUGGAUUCUUCAAGAGUAUAUGUUGAAGAAAUAAUCAUCAGGGCAACCUCCACCUCUAUCCAUCUCUGUCUCUGUUGUGCAACAACAAGUUCUCCUUUCAUAUCGACUCUUGAGUUACGCCCUUUAAAUCUGUCAAUGUAUGCUACAGAUUACGAGGAUGAUUUCUUCCUCAAGGUUGCAGCCCGAGUUAAUUUUGGUGCUCUAAGCAAGGAUGCCAUUAGGUACCCAGAUGAUCCCUAUGACAGAAUAUGGGAUUCAGACCUAGAUAGAAGACAGAACUAUCUUGUGGGGGUUGCUCCUGGCACAGAAAGAAUCAAUACCUCCAAGAACAUAGACAUAAGAACACAUGAAUUCCCACCUGUUAAAGUAAUGCAGACUGCCGUAGUUGGCACCAGAGGGCAACUCAGCUACAGGUUAAAUCUUGAAGGUUUUCCUGCUAAUGCUCGAGCUUAUGCAUAUUUUGCUGAAAUUGAAGAUUUGGGUAAGAAUGACACUCGGAAAUUUACUAUGCAGCAACCUCGAGUGCCUGGUUAUAACAAUAUCAUAGUAAACAUUAUUGAGAAUGCCAAUGGGAGCAACACUCUUUAUGAACCCAGCUAUAUGAACAUAUCCCUGGAUUUUGUACUGUCAUUUUCACUUGUCAAAACUUUAGAUUCUACUCGUGGACCACUCCUAAAUGCAAUUGAAAUCAGUAAAUAUGUGCAGAUUGUCCCAAAGACAGAAAGCAAAGAUGCAAUAACUUUGGAUAUCCUACGAUCCUUGUCCCCUGGAAGUGAUUGGGCUCAUGUGGAAGGUGAUCCUUGUAAUCCAGCUCCAUGGGAAUGGGUUAUAUGCAGCUCCAGCACACCGCCAAGAAUUACUAAGCUUGCUCUCUCUGAAAAGAAUUUGAAGGGAAAAAUCCCAAAUGAGCUUAAGAACUUGGACAGUUUGACAGAAUUGUGGCUGGACGGUAACUCCUUCACUGGGCCAAUCCCUGACUUAAGUAACCUUAUCAACUUGACUAUUGUGCAUCUGGAGAACAAUGGACUGACUGGUACACUGCCUUCUUACCUGGCUGAUUUGCCAAGCUUAAAAGAAUUGUAUGUCCAGAACAAUUCUUUAAGUGGAGAAAUACCUCCAACAUUUCAUACUGGAAAAAUAGUAUUUAAGUAUGAUGGCAAUUCUCAGCUAGUUCAAAGGGGGCACCACAACAGGAAUUCUAAAUUGAUAAUUUGGGCUUCAAUUGGAGCAGUUUCAGUUUUUGCAGUUCUGCUCCUAGGAAGCUUAUUACUGUUAUGUAAUGCUCCAAGAAAGUCAUAUCAGGAGAAGAGUAAUAACAGAUGUAAUUCUGCACAUGUAAUAUCAAAGCGUUCAUCUUCCUACUCUCUUUUUCAUGGUGGAUCCCUGAUGGAUGAAGCUCUAGAUAUGGCUUACUAUAUCACACUCUCAGAUAUAGAAGAAGCUACUCAAAAUUUUUCAAAGAAAAUUGGGAAAGGAAGUUUUGGACCUGUCUAUUAUGGCAAGAUGAAAGAUGGAAAAGAAGUGGCAGUUAAGAUCUUGGCUGAUGCAUCUAGCCAUGGGAACCACCAGUUUGUCAAUGAGGUUGCUCUCCUGUCCCGUAUUCAUCAUAGAAACUUGGUUCCCUUGAUUGGAUACUGUGAAGAGGCUCAUCAACGAAUUCUGGUUUACGAGUAUAUGCACAAUGGAAGUCUACAGGAUCACAUUCAUGGUUCUGGUAAUCAGAAGUGUUUGGACUGGCUAUCUCGUCUUUCUAUUGCAGAAGAUGCAGCUAAAGGUCUUGAGUACUUACAUACUGGGUGCAACCCAAGUAUCAUUCACCGAGAUGUGAAGACAAGCAAUAUUCUCCUAGACAUCAAUAUGAGGGCAAAAGUGUCAGAUUUUGGACUUUCAAGACAAGCCGAUGAAAAUCUUACCCAUGUAUCAAGUGUUGCUUGUGGAACAGUGGGCUACCUUGAUCCUGAGUACUAUGCUAAUCAGCAGUUGACUGAAAAGAGUGAUGUUUAUAGUUUUGGAGUCGUUCUCUUGGAGCUGAUAUCUGGAAGAAAGCCUGUCUCAAUAGAAGAUUAUGGCACUGAAUGGAACAUUGUUCACUGGGCAAGGUCUUUAAUUCGUAAAGGGGAUGUGAUGAGCAUCAUGGAUCCCUUGCUAGCUGGCAAUAUCAAAAUUGAGUCCCUGUGGAGAAUUGCUGAAGUAGCAAUUCUAAGUGUUGAACCGCAUGGAGCUUGCAGGCCAAGGAUGCAAGAAGUAGUUUUGGCUAUUCAAGAUGCAAUUAAGAUUGAAAAAGAAAACCAAAGAACUUAUAAGGUAUGUUCAAGUUCAGGGACAAUGUGGUUUUCAGGUAAAAGCUUACCAUCUUGUUCUCUAGAUAUAGAUAGCUCUGACAUAUCAAAUGGUUGUGCUCUGCCAUCUGCAAGAUAAAUGUGUAGCACACAAACAACACUGAAUUGUAAAGGAAUUCUUCAAGGGAUUGAUUAUACUAUGUUUAUCUUAGUCUUCAAAACAGAUGUUUUCUUCCAAUAAAUGUGCAAUAUAGAAUGUAACUUUAACUUUUAACCUCAAAUGAAAAUAGAUUCUUCUUCUGCUAAACAAAGUAGGCAAUUAUGGUGAAGUAACAGAAGACAUACAUUUGUCUUGAGAACUAGUAGAGGCAUCCAAGUAUAGACGUUCUAUGAUCGAUUAAACCCAAUUUGCAGAAUGUGGUGGCUCAGGUAAGUUGGAAAAGCAGAUAAGUAAUUAACGGGUUUUGCUUGGCUCAGUGGAGAGGAUUUCUAUUUGAUGAGGGCGGAUUUGGCCCUCCAAUGAUAU